AGAUAUACUGAGCGAGCGCGGAGAAGCAGUCUCAGAUCCUGACGGUGCAGCAGCCCGCAGCCUCAGCCAGGGAGUCCCAGCCGCUUUCAAUGGAGGAGAAGCCCGGCCAGCCACAGCCUCAGCACCAUCACAGCCACCACCAUCCGCACCAUCACCCCCAGCAGCAGCAGCAGCAGCAGUCGCACCACCACCACCAUUAUUAUUUCUACAACCACAGCCACAACCACCACCACCACCACCAUCACCAGCAGCCUCACCAAUACUUGCAGCAUGGAGCCGAGGGCAGCCCCAAGGCCCAGCCCAAGCCGCUGAAACAUGAGCAGAAACACACCCUCCAGCAGCACCAGGAAACGCCGAAGAAGAAAACAGGCUAUGGUGAAAUAAAUGGUAAUGCUGGAGAAAGAGAAAUAUCUUUAAAGAGCCUCAAUUCUGAUGAAGCUACCAACCCUAUUUCCAGGGUCCUCAAUGGCAACCAGCAAGUUGUAGACACAAGCCUGAAGCAGUCUGUAAAAACCAGCACCUUUGGAAAAGCAGGAAUCAAAACCAAGAAUUUUAUUCCGAAAAACAGUAUGGACAAAAAGAAUGGGAAGUCUUAUGAAAACAAAUCUGGAGAGACCCAGGCUGUAGAUAAGACUGAUACCAUAGCAAUUCCAAAUGGUGUUAUAACAAGUAGUUCAGGCUAUAUCACUAAUGGUUAUAUGAGCAAAGGAGCAGAUGAUGGUAGUGGAUCUGAGAGUGGAUAUACCACUCCUAAAAAAAGGAAAGCUAGGCGCAAUAGUGCCAAGGGUUGUGAAAACCUUAAUUUAGUGCAGGACAAAAUAAUGCAAGAGACUAGUGUCCCAGCAUUAAAACAGGGACUUGAAACUUUAAAGCCUGACUAUAGUGAACAAAAGGGAACGCGAGUAGAUGGUUCAAAGCCUAUUUGGAAAUAUGAAACUGGACCUGGAGGAACAAGUCGUGGAAAACCUGCUAUGGGUGACGUGCUUCGUAAAAGCUCUGAUAUUAAACCUGGUUUGAAUAGCAAAAAAUUUGAUGAUCGACCUAAAGGAAAGCAUGCCUCAGCUGCUGCCUCCAAAGAGGACUCAUGGACCUUGUUUAAGCCACCCCCAGUUUUUCCAGUGGACAAUAGCAGUGCAAAAAUAGUUCCUAAAAUAAGUUAUGCAAGCAAAGUUAAGGAAAACCUCAACAAAACUGUACAGAACUCCUCUGUGUCACCAUCUUCAUCUUCAUCAUCAUCAUCUACUGGGGAAACUCAGACCCAGUCUUCAAGUCGGUUAUCCCAGGUCCCCAUGUCAGCUCUGAAAUCUGUUACUUCUGCCAGUUUUUCUAAUGGGCCUGUUUUAGCAGGAACUGAUGGAAGUGUGUAUCCAUCUGGGGGUCAGCCACUGCUAACUACUGCUGCUAAUACUUUAACACCCAUCUCUACUGGGACUGAUUCUGUUCUUCAGGACAUGAGUCUGACUUCAGCAGCUGUUGAACAAAUUAAAUCUAGCCUUUUUAUCUACCCUUCAAAUAUGCAAACAGUGCUGUUAAGUGCACAAGUAGAUCUGCCCUCUCAGACAGAUCAGCAAAACCUGGGGGAUAUAUUCCAGAAUCAAUGGGGUUUAUCAUUUAUAAAUGAGCCCAGUGCUGGCCCAGAGACUGUUAUUGGAAAGUCAUCAGAUCAUAAAGUGAUGGAAGUGACAUUUCAAGGAGAAUAUCCUGCCACUUUGGUUUCACAGGGUGCUGAAAUAAUUCCCUCAGGAACUGAGCAUCCUGUGUUUCCCAAGGCUUAUGAGCUGGAAAAACGGACUAGUCCUCAAGUUCUGGGUCACAUUCUAAAACCUGGGACUACUGAGAGUGGAGCCUUAUCCUUGGACCCCAGUCAUAUAGGUGACCUGCAAAAAGCAGACACCAGUAGUCAAGGUGCUUUAGUGUUUCUCUCAAAGGACUACGAAAUAGAAAAUCAAAAUCCCCUGGCCUCUCCUACGAACACUUUGUUAGGCUCCGCCAAAGAACAGAGAUACCAGAGAGGCCUAGAAAGGAAUGAUAGCUGGGGUUCUUUUGACCUGAGGGCUGCUAUUGUAUAUCACACUAAAGAAAUGGAAUCUAUAUGGAAUUUGCAGAAGCAAGAUCCCAAAAGGAUAAUCACUUACAAUGAAGCCAUGGAUAGUCCAGAUCAAUGAAGGACCAGACUGCCUAUUUGUAACCUUUCUGCAGCAUUAGAGCCACCGUUCAUGUGGGACACAAGGCUUUUAUGCUCCUAGAUCUUCAACGCAGCAGAGGAACCAUAAGUAGAAUCACAGGAUAAUAUAUACAAAUAUAUAUAUAUAUAUACAUAUAUAUAUAUAGUUAUUUAAAAAAAGGCAACUGAAAGUAAUUAGACUUCUUAAGGAAUCAAAUUUAUUUCAAGAGACUACACAUGGUUAUUUAAUCUCCGGUACUGAAUAGUCUUUUUCUUUAUUAUUUUGUUAGUUUUUGUUUUUAAGUGUGAAUGCAAGUGAUUAAUGAAUACAGACUUAACAAGCGUGGUUCUAAAGUUCCUGCUGUCAUCUGCUUGGGCAACAAAUGACCCACUGGAAAGGCAAAUCCACUUACUUCUAGGUAUCUGUACCUUGUUCUGUGACUAAAGUGAUACACUAAUCACGGGGAACCCAGAAUGAUUCAACAUUUUCCCCUACUCCACCCUUGAUCUUUUAGUUUUGAGCCCUGCGAGAAUGCUGGAUAAAUGCCUUGAAGUUUGCAGGGAUGUUUUUUGUUGUUUGUUUUUUGUUUUUUUGUUUUAAUACAAUGAUUUGCAUGUCUUGCCAAGAGUUCUGCAGCCUAUGUGGGGUGUUGGGGAAAUAGUUCCUUUCCUUUUAUUUUUUGUUGGGUGGGGACAGGGGGAGGGCAUUGAAGUUCUACAAUCCUGGAAUAGUUUGUGGGUAUAUAGUUAACAUACUUUGGUUACAUGUUUUGACUUUGAACAUCUAAGAUUGUCAUUCAAAGAAAAGUUGCAGAACAAGUAAUUGGCUGAUAAUUACCCAUUGUAAUUGUGUAACUGGGAGCAAAAAUAUAUUCUGCUUUUCCGCUGUAGGUGCUCAGACUUGCUCUCUGUCACUAACACUAAGUGUAUACUCUUGUUUUUCAUCAACCAUUUAAGAGAAACUUAUGUACCUUUCUGUAAAUUCUUUUAAUUUCAGUUUCUCAGCAAAAGAAAAAAAAUUCAUGAAAACCGUCUGUUUUUUUAGCCAGUGAGGAGGUAAUAAAUCCUGAUUAUAGAAGGUGUGUUUUCAAGCAAAUUUUACUUCUAAGCUUACUUGUUUCUGAUUAUAUCUUAAUAUAUUUUAUCAUUAGAGCAAGAUUGGGUUUCUUUGGUUAUUUUUUUUUCUUUUUUUUAAAGAAAAAUAAUGUGAAAUUCUGAAUUUUGUUUUGGGCAGAAAGAGCAUUAGCCCUGUCUUAUCAUCGCAUUACCAUCCUGUUGUGCUGCAGCUUGUGUAUAGCAUGCUUUUGUGUGUGUGUGUGUGUGUGUGUGUGUGUGUGUGUGUGUGUGUGUGUAGAAACGAAGGGUCCAAUUUAAGACUGGGUGAUGUUAGUGGCAUAAAAACAAGUUCUCUGGCCUGAUGUAGCAACACAUCACACACAUAACACAUACAGAGAAAUUAAUGUAUCCAUGUAUGUCAAAUACAAGUUAAACCAGCAGGGCAUUUAUACAGUUGCAGUCUUCUAACAAAGGCGAACUGGAUCCCCUAGACACUUUGGGGGAGGAAGUAGUUACUUUUUAUUCUUGUUUUCUAAGAAAUGUCCAGUUUUGAGAGAUUGUAGUGUGGAUGGAUUUUCUGGUUUUGUUAACUAUUUCAGGUUUUUAACAAAUGUUCAUGAAAGAAGCUAUUUGAUUUACUGCAGAGAAAAAUACUUUUUAGUCUGGAUUUCUGCCCUGCUUAGAUUUUUUUUUUUUUUAAGUAUAAGCAUGGAUUGCCAAUUCCACUUGAUGUAAACAAAACUUUUUAUACAUAAUAUAUAUAAUAACUUAUUGUAUCAGUCCAGGUUCAGAAACUUGUGGUAGGCCAGUUUCAGAUAGUUUCAUUUCACCUGUAAACUGUAUCACUUUUACUGAUAUUGUAAUUUUCAAAUGUAUAAUAUGUUUACAGAUGUGCCCUGCAUUUAGUCGCUUUGUUCCUAUUUUGAUUUUUUUUUUGUUUUUGUUUUUGUUGUUUAUUUGUUUUUGUUGUUGAGUCUCCUGCCUGCUUGCCAAAAGCUAGGAUGCUUCAGGCCGGUGUACAUCAGUGAGGCAUCCUUGAGCUUUAAAGCAUUGAACAAACUGGAAAAUGCAACAUGCCACAUAUUGAACUGAGUCUGUGUUUUGUGUUCCUUUUUUUUUUUUUUUAAAUAAAAAUUUUCAGAAAAUUUAAAAAAAUAAUCUUGAUUAAAGAAAAACGAGGCUCCAGUUUGUUUAUAGGUUUUAAAGUUCUGCUGUGUGUUUAAUUGCCUUGUGUGACCACUUGUCGCCUUAGGGCCGAAUCCUUACCCCACUUUUUUUUAAAAUGUCCAUUUUGCUUGCCUGGAAUUUAAAAGUUCUUCUGUUGCACAAAUCACAAAAACAAAACAAAACAAAAUUAUACUUCCUUGGUUUGUGGAGUACAAGGUUGAAUGAACAUAGUCAAAAUGAAAAGAAAAUUCUAGUUUCCUGAAUUGGGAUUUUUAACUUAGAAGUUAAUACUUAGUACCUUUAAAGGCCUUCACUUUCAUCGUUCCCUUUCCAUAACUUCAGGCCUCUGUACAGAGAAGCUAAAAAGAGGUUAUUUCUCCUUCUCUGUCCAAGGGUUGAGAAUCUCACUUCUAAAUGAAACAAUGCAACAUUUCACUUUGAUUUGUCCACUGAAAUUUUCUCAAUAAUGUGGUUAGAGGUAUAUAUAUACAUAUAUAUAUAUAUAUAGUAGUUAGAAAUGUCUCUUAACUUUAUGGGAUCCCUAGUGGCCCAUCAUAUUAACUGUCAGUAUUUUUUGGACAUUGGGUUAAUGGACUUAAUUGCCUCAGUACGAGCAGGACUUUGGGACAGAUAUCUUUUGUGCUGUUGGAUACUUGUCUCAAUCUUUCUCCUUAGGUCCUCACACAGUUCCUUACAGAGCACUUAUUAAAAAGUCUUACGAGUUCA
Molecule: messenger RNA, 5113 nt
Organism: Mus caroli (Ryukyu mouse)
Lineage: Eukaryota; Metazoa; Chordata; Mammalia; Rodentia; Muridae
Gene: Nufip2
Product: nuclear FMR1 interacting protein 2
Cellular component (GO): nucleoplasm; cytoplasmic stress granule
Molecular function (GO): RNA binding
Source: RefSeq, a predicted model, not a curated record